Molecule: messenger RNA, 2171 nt
Organism: Leptinotarsa decemlineata (Colorado potato beetle)
Lineage: Eukaryota; Metazoa; Arthropoda; Insecta; Coleoptera; Chrysomelidae
Gene: deltaCOP
Product: coatomer subunit delta
Biological process (GO): endoplasmic reticulum to Golgi vesicle-mediated transport; retrograde vesicle-mediated transport, Golgi to endoplasmic reticulum; Golgi localization
Cellular component (GO): COPI vesicle coat
Source: RefSeq, a predicted model, not a curated record
CAGAUGUCUCCAGCUUACACUUUUCUGAUAUUUUCACACGUUAACAACGUCAUCGUUAUCGUAUCGUCUGUAUUAAUUGGGUGUAAUGUUUUUAGCAAAAGUUAACUAACACUUUUUUCAGUCAGGUUGUUUUUUAAACGUCUCCAUUAGAUAUGGUGCUUAUAGCUGCAGCAGUCUGCACAAAAGCAGGGAAAACCAUUGUGUCUCGACAGUUUGUUGAAAUGACCAAAUCGCGAAUUGAAGGAUUACUGGCUGCUUUUCCUAAACUCGUACCCACAGGAACCCAGCAUACUUUCGUUGAGACGGACUCAGUUCGUUAUGUCUAUCAACCUCUUGAAAGGCUUUACAUGUUACUUAUAACAACAAGAGCUAGUAAUAUUUUGGAGGAUCUAGAAACUUUACGCUUAUUUGCCAGAGUUAUUCCAGAAUAUUGUCGAUCACUAGAGGAAAGUGAAAUAGCCGAGAAUGCAUUUUCACUCAUUUUUGCAUUUGAUGAAAUAGUAGCUCUAGGCUAUCGAGAAAGUGUGAAUUUAUCUCAGAUCCGUACAUUCGUCGAGAUGGAUUCACAUGAAGAGAAGGUUUAUCAAGCAGUAAGACAGACUCAAGAACGAGAAGCCAAAAUCAAAAUGAGAGAAAAGGCAAAAGAAUUGCAGAGGCAGAGAAUGGAAGCUAAAAAAGGUACCAAAUCAUCAUCUACUAACAGCGGAGGUUUUGGCAAUUCAGGAAGCUAUACACCUACGCCAUUCGUCGUCGAUGCUUCCAAUGUUUCUAAUGAUGUGAAACCACCUUCAUACGCAGCUCCUAUUCAAAAACCAAAAGGUAUGAAGUUAGGUGGAAAAGGCCGUGAUGUGGAAUCUUUCGUAGAUCAGCUGAAAUCUGAAGGUGAGAAUGUCAUCAUUCCAGCCAAGAACAGUAUUUCUCAACCAGGAUCCAAAGCUCCAGCCAUCAAAACCGACAUUGAUGACGUUCACUUGAGAUUAGAAGAAAAAUUAGUAGUUAGGUUGGGCCGUGAUGGAGGGGUUCAACAGUUUGAAGUGUUAGGACUUGCAACUUUACAUAUUGGCGAUGAGAGGUGGGGAAGAAUUCGUGUGCAUCUUGAAAAUCAGAAUUCUCAUGGAGUUCAGCUUCAAACACAUCCCAAUGUGGAUAAGGAACUCUUCAAAUUACGUUCUCAGAUAGGUUUGAAACAACCUUCAAAACCGUUUCCCCUUCAUACAGACGUUGGUGUACUCAAAUGGAGAUUGCAAAGUACGGAAGAGACCCUGGUACCACUUCUCAUAAAUUGUUGGCCCUCAGAAGCCGGAGAUGGAAGUUGUGAUGUUAAUAUAGAAUAUGAACUUGCCCACAGUAAUUUAGAACUUAUCGACGUCAAUAUUACCAUUCCGUUGCCAAUCGGUUGUUCCCCCGUAGUCGGGGAAUGUGACGGCACAUACUCGCACGAAUCCAGAAGAAACCAACUUGUUUGGAAUUUGCCUGUUGUCGACUUUAGCAACAAGAGCGGAUCUUUAGAGUUUAGCGCUCCGAAAGCUAUUCCUAAUGAUUUCUUUCCGCUUUCUGUGGCUUUCACGUCUAAAUCUUCAUACGCAAGUAUCAAGGUUACCGAAGUUACUCUCAUAGAUGACGAUUCUCCUGUUAAAUAUUCGGUAGAAACUGUGUUGUAUCCUGAUAAAUAUGAAAUAGUGUAACUGGUUCGGUAGUUUCACACUAUUUUGUGUAUAAAAUGUUUAACAAAUAUUUUAAUCAAUUCUGCAAUGUUUCCUUUUGUAAAAAAAAACAUGAAAUUUUGUCUUUAUUGUUAAGAAAGAUUAACUGACUUUAUUUCAGUACAGUUUGUAUUUUGUUUAAGAAUACUGCUAGAAAAAAUUGAAUUCUUGAUAUUUUGGAAAAUGUUAAUAAACGAAUUAUUUGAAAAAUUAUAUUUUAUUAACAUAAUUUGCACAGAUGGACAUUUACUUUUAUCUAUAUUAAUAUAUAAGAUAUAUUUUCUUGUAUGGCUUUAGUGGGUUCUAUCAAUUUUUUCUAGCUUUAGAAAUUUAUAGUUUUUUAGAUUAUAAAUAUAUAUAUACACUUUAGUUUCAAUAAAAUAUAAUUUUGUAAUUAUGUCGAUUGUAAAUUAUUGGUGUCUUUAUUUCAACAGUAAUCUUCAAUAUAAAUCCAGUGAACAAAAACAA